Molecule: messenger RNA, 387 nt
Organism: Brenthis ino (lesser marbled fritillary)
Lineage: Eukaryota; Metazoa; Arthropoda; Insecta; Lepidoptera; Nymphalidae
Source: the annotation of a GenBank genome assembly
AUGGCUGGUGGUAAAGCGGGUAAAGAUUCGGGUAAAGCCAAGGCGAAAGCGGUCUCACGAUCAGCCAGAGCAGGCUUGCAGUUUCCAGUAGGUAGAAUUCACAGACAUCUCAAAAAUAGGACUACUAGUCACGGCCGUGUAGGUGCUACGGCGGCCGUAUAUUCUGCAGCUAUUCUUGAAUAUCUAACAGCCGAAGUUUUAGAGUUGGCGGGAAAUGCAUCCAAAGAUCUUAAAGUAAAACGUAUUACGCCAAGACAUUUACAACUAGCUAUCAGAGGAGAUGAAGAAUUGGACAGCCUGAUCAAAGCCACUAUUGCUGGAGGUGGUGUCAUCCCACAUAUCCACAAGUCACUCAUUGGUAAAAAAGGUGGACCGGGGGCACCUGUU